AUGCUGCGUUGCCACACACCACCGCAAUGCGGCCGCGCGCCGCUCCGCCACCACGGAACGCGGGAGUUGCCUCCGGCGGCGGCGGCGCCCGGGGUGGUGGUGCGGUGCGCGCGGGGUGCGCCGCAGGUGUCCGGGAUCGAGGCGGCGUCGCCAGGCCACGCGGCUGCUGCCACGGCGGCGGCGGCUAAAGCGGAAAGGGGUGACGCGCGGCCCAGCCUGGCCGAGCGGCUGCGGCUGGGGAGCCUCCUGGAGGACGGGCUCUCGUACAAGGAGAGCUUCAUCGUGCGCUGCUACGAGGUGGGCAUCAACAAGACGGCCACCGUCGAGACCAUCGCCAAUCUCCUCCAGGAGGUAGGAUGCAGCCAUGCACAAAGUCUUGGGUUCUCCACUGAUGGCUUCGCCACGACCACUUCAAUGAGAAAGCUCGGGCUUAUUUGGGUGACGAACCGAAUGCACAUUGAGAUCUACAAGUACCCAGCUUGGGGUGAUGUUGUUGAGAUCGAAACAUGGUGCCAAGCAGAUGGAAGAAUUGGUACUCGUCGUGAUUGGAUCCUCAAGGACCUGGCUAAUGGUGAAGUUAUUGGCAGAGCUACCAGCAAGUGGGUCACGAUGAACCAAAAUACACGGAGACUUCAGCGAGUCAGUGACGACGUGAGGGAUGAGGUGUUUAUACAUUGUCCAAAGACUCCAAGAUUAGCAUUCCCAGAGGAAAAUAAUGGCAGUUUGAAGAAGAUUCCGAAUCUUUCAGAUCCUGCACAAUAUUCAAGACUUGGACUAGUGCCAAGAAGAGCUGAUCUGGACAUGAACCAACAUGUCAAUAAUGUUACUUACAUUGGUUGGGUCCUCGAAAGUAUACCUCAAGAUAUAAUUGAUACACACGAGUUACAAACAAUCACUCUCGACUAUAGGAGAGAAUGUCAAUAUGAUGACAUAGUUGAUUCGCUUACGAACAUAGAGGAAAGAGAGGAGAAAAGCAUGAACGGUUCUGCUUCUGCAGCGCCUCACAAAGAAGAGCGGCAGCAGUUCCUGCAUUGCUUGAGAUUUGCUGCCAAUGGGGACGAGAUCAACCGUGGCCGUACCGUGCGGGAGUCGCCUCAGGCGGCGGCGCCCGGGGUGGUGGUGCGGUGCGCGCGGGGUGCGCCGCAGGUGCCCGGGAUCGAGGCGGCGUCGCCGGGCCACGCGGCUGCCACGGCGGCUAAGGCGGAAGGGGGUGACGCGCGGCCCAGUCUGGCCGAGCGGCUGCGGCUGGGGAGCCUCCUGGAGGACGGGCUCUCGUACAAGGAGAGUUUCAUCAUGCGCUGCUACGAGGUGGGCAUCAACAAGACGGCCACCAUCGAGACCAUCGCCAAUCUCCUCCAGGAGGUAGGAUGUAACCAUGCACAAAGUGUUGGGUUCUCCACUGAUGGCUUUGCCACAACUACUACAAUGAGAAAACUUGGACUUAUUUGGGUGACGAACCGAAUGCACAUUGAGAUCUACAAGUACCCAGCUUGGGGCGAUGUUGUUGAGAUUGAAACAUGGUGCCAAGAAGAUGGAAGAAUUGGUACUCGUCGUGAUUGGAUCCUCAAGGACCUGGCUAAUGGUGAAGUUAUUGGCAGAGCUACCAGCAAAUGGGUCAUGAUGAACCAAAAUACACGGAGACUUCAGCGAGUCAGUGAUGACGUGAGGGAUGAGGUGUUUAUACAUUGUCCAAAGACUCCAAGAUUAGCGUUCCCAGAGGAAAAUAAUGGCAGUUUGAAGAAGAUUCCGAAUCUUUCAGAUCCUGCACAAUAUUCAAGACUUGGACUAGUGCCAAGAAGAGCUGAUCUGGACAUGAACCAACAUGUCAAUAAUGUUACUUACAUUGGUUGGGUCCUCGAAAGUAUACCUCAAGAUAUAAUUGAUACACACGAGUUACAAACAAUCACUCUCGACUAUAGAAGAGAAUGUCAACAUGAUGACAUAGUUGAUUCGCUUACUUACAUAGAGGAAGGAGAGGAGAAAAGCAUGAACGGCUCUGCUUCCGCAGCGCCUCACAAAGAGGAGCAGCAGCAGCAGUUCCUGCAUUGCUUAAGAUUUGCAGCCAAUGGGGACGAGAUCAACCGUGGCCGUACCGUGUGGAGGAAGCUAGCUAGAUAA
Miscanthus lutarioriparius is the source of this 2118-nucleotide messenger RNA. NCBI's taxonomy places the organism in Eukaryota, Viridiplantae, Streptophyta, Magnoliopsida, Poales, Poaceae. The record is from the annotation of a GenBank genome assembly.